AUGAACCGAAUAUUGUCAUCGGUGAAAUAUUUUGAUAAGUCGAAACUGCUUGCGCGAAAUGGCAAUGACAUUGAGCAAAUUCGAAAGGUUUCUGUCUUCUUAAAGAAACAAUCAAAAAUUGAUCCAGAACAGGCGAAAUUGCGCGAAUUGAGAAUGAGAAGGAAACUGGAAAAAGAAAUUCGUCAACUGAAAUUACACAGUAAAAAGCCUAAACCUAUAAUGGAAUUAACAAUCGACAUAAAAUCGGCAAAAAACAUUGAUGAACGCUAUCGACCGAAAUCUGUGCUUUUUAAGAUAUCCGAUGAUGAGAUGGAAAAACGUUAUAUAGCAUUACGGGAUUAUAGUUUUUCUCGCGCAGCGUUGAUGAGAUUGGAUGAAAAAUGGAUACGGCAAAGCAUCGAAAAACAAGAAAAAGCACUUAAAGAAUUGAAACUUCUUUCACUGGAUCUUUAUGAAGCUGCAAUACAACCGGAUCAUUCUAUCGAUGAUGGAAUAAUUCUCAAUGGUCCGACAUUAACACCUCCUUUAACGAAUUAUGAACCUCCUGACGGCGAUUAUAUUGAUAUCACUAAGGAAUGGGUAUGA
Dracunculus medinensis (Guinea worm) is the source of this 585-nucleotide messenger RNA. Lineage: Eukaryota; Metazoa; Nematoda; Chromadorea; Rhabditida; Dracunculidae. The record is from the annotation of a GenBank genome assembly.